Messenger RNA from Hemicordylus capensis (graceful crag lizard), 3417 nucleotides. RefSeq names its product prostaglandin reductase 3 (gene PTGR3). The coding region runs from base 770 to 2008 and encodes 412 amino acids. Gene Ontology annotation, molecular function: oxidoreductase activity; zinc ion binding. Gene Ontology annotation, cellular component: mitochondrion. The transcript is spliced from 2 exons. NCBI's taxonomy places the organism in Eukaryota, Metazoa, Chordata, Lepidosauria, Squamata, Cordylidae. The record is from RefSeq and is a predicted model, not a curated record.
GCUCCUAGUAACAACAUUACCAGAUUAGCUGCAAGUUCUCUCCACAAGCCUAACCCUUAUUGAUCUAAUAAUGCAAUCGAGGUUUCUUUUUAUAGAUAUCUAUUUAAGAAGAAUCGGCUCUGACUUUUUUUUUUUAUAAAUGAAAGAACUGGAGGGGGUGGCAGAUUCGGCGCGUUUAAAUAUGCAUAACAACCGUCUCUUCUUUAGCUUGCAGAUCACAACAACAAAAAUCAAACAAAGAUCAGCAUUUUUUUUUCCAACAACAAAAAAAAAUAUUUUCCUUCCAGAGUAAAAGCAAUCCCCAGAUGCCGAGAUCAUCAACAAACGCUGUAUGCACGUAUGGGUCUGGUGUCUGUUUUGUGACAGACUACACAAAACACACACGCGUCCAGUUUUUGUUCCAGCGGCACCAGCAACUUGGCAAGGCAGGCUGGGCUUAAAAAGGGAGAACUUUGCCUCUGUUUUAUGCUAGUGACGGUAACAGAAUAUCAGCUGCAGGGGAUUUUUGCUGCGGCGACUGCUGCUGCUGAUCUGAUGUUUCCGUGUUGUGGAGGGGCUUGGAAAGGGAGGACUCAGACAGGCUGCAGCUUGCUACAUUAGACUUUAUUUACAUACACAAAUCGCUGUGUACAGAGACUGUCUCCUGCAGCCUAUGCUUGAGGUCUGCAUGCCUGUGAAAGAAUCCUCCUAGGCUGGAGAGCCGGCGGGAGGGAGUGCACAGAAAGCAAAAAGAAGGGUAGUCAGGAGAGAACCAGAUGCGGGAUUAGAAAUGACUUUGAACGCCCAGAGCAGAACAUGGUUGAGAUCUUGGGGAGCUCAGCGUUGCUGGCUGCGGCAGCCACAGCUACGGCUGGAUCCUCUGGCGAAUCCCGCCCGGUCUGGCUUGCAUGGUGCUCGGCCUCGGCCCAUCGUGGACAUGUCCUACUCCCGCCACUUUCUGGAUUUCCAGGGCUCGUCCAUCCCCACCUCCAUGAAGAAGCUGGUGGUGACUAAGCUGAGCCCAAACUUCCGAGAAGCUGUUUCCCUGCGACAUGAUGUGCCUGUACCACUCCCGGGAGACGGCGAUCUGCUUGUCAGAAACAGAUUUGUCGGCAUUAAUGCAUCUGAUAUUAACUACUCAGCCGGUCGGUAUGACGCUUCAGUUAAGCCCCCAUUUGAUGUAGGUUUUGAAGGAAUUGGUGAAGUGGUGGCCUUGGGCCUGAGUGCAAGUGCUAGAUACACAGUGGGCCAAGUGGUAACCUAUAUGAGGCCUGGUGCUUUUGCUGAAUAUACAAUCGUCCCUGCUAAAGAAGCUGUUCCAGUACCCUCUGUGAAACCUGAAUUUCUUGCACUGUUGGUAAGUGGAACUACAGCAUAUAUCAGUCUGAAGGAGCUUGGACAAUUGUCUGAAGGGAAGACAAUUCUGGUCACAGCAGCAGCUGGAGGAACCGGUCAGUUUGCUGUGCAACUUGCAAAGAAGGCAAAAUGCCACAUAAUAGGAACUUGUUCCAGUGAUGAAAAAUCUGGUUUUCUGAAAUCCAUUGGCUGUGACCAUCCUAUCAACUAUAAAACUGAAAAUGUUGCUGCUGUCCUUAAGAAGGACUACCCAAAAGGUGUGGAUGUAGUGUAUGAGUCAGUUGGUGGAAAAAUGUUUGACUUGGCUGUUAACUUCUUGGCUAUCAAAGGGCGGCUGAUAGUUAUUGGGUUUAUCUCUGGCUACCAAACCCGUACUGGCCUUCCACCUGGUCAUGUAGAGAUGUUGCCAGCAAAACUGCUUAAAAAAUCUGCUAGCAUCCAGGGUUUCUUCUUAAACCAUUACCUUUCUGAAUAUCAAAUGGCUAUGAAACACUUGGUCGAAAUGUGUGAAAACAGAGAACUGGUUUGUGAGGUGGACCUUGGAGACAUGUCUCCAGAGGGCAAGUUCACUGGCUUAGAGUCUGUAUUCCGUGCUAUAGAUUAUAUGUACAUGGGGGGAAACAUUGGAAAAAUUGUAGUUGAAUUACCUCACUCUGUCAACAGUAAGCUGUAAAAACAGAACAAUGAUAUAAAUCAAAAGAGGGAAAAUGGUUGCUCUAUGCUUCACAAUAACUAAAAGUUUGAUUUUUGUUGUUGUUGUUGGCAACGGGCAAUGUAUUAAAAAUAGCAUCUAGGUGUUAACAACAUUUUGAUUUGUUUAAUUUAAGAGCUUUUGUAUUGUUUAGAAAUGCCAUUGGCAUUGCAUUAAACAGUUAUGCAUUUUAUAUGUGGAAGUUUUGAAUGAAGUGCUGCUUAGGCUUAUGUUGGAUCUGGAUAUAGUUAUGGUCUUAUAUCUUUCCUCUCAAAAUUUAUUAUUGAAACAUUUUCAAAUCAUUAAACAUUAAAUGAAGAUAUAUUAAUAUGUUAAAAGAAAUCAAAUAUAUUUUAGAUUCUUCAUAUCAGAAAGGAUGGAUGAUCAAUCCCCUUUGCACAGGACAGCUUCCCAUAAUUACACAUGCCAUUAUUAUUAUUAUUAUUUUAAAGGUUUGCUGUUAUUGAUCAACUUUGCUUCAUUUCAAGCCUUUAGCUGCAUUUUGACAUAUUUAUCCUAUAAAUUCACUUCUUCAGUAUUCUUUUGGCCAUAUUACCCUAUUAAGGUUGUGCGUUUAUGCACAGUUACUUAGCAGUGAUUCCCAUUUAAUCCAGUGGGACAUUCUUCCAAGUAAAUUGAUUAGAAUUGCUUAUGGACUAACUUUGCUAUAGAGCGAAAUUCUGCUUAAAAUUAAGGUCAUCUGUGAACUAAGGAAUUUUUAAAAGCUCCCAAAAGUUAUCCAUGUGAGGUAUUUGCUUUGUGUUUCAUUCUGGUAUUAUCAUCAGGUCUUCUUUUUCUUAAAGUAGAAUAUAUUAUAAUGUGCUUAAUCAUAUUAUGUAAUUAUACCAGUAAUCAGCAGAUUACUGUCAUGUUCUAGGUUAAACUAAUUUUUACAUAUGCGUUGGAAGAAAUACAGAUAUUAUGGAUAGGUAAAUGUAUCUAGAAAGUAGAUCCUCUAAAAGGUAUUUCAGACUUUGUUGGUGUUACCCACUGAGCAGCAGCAGCAUCUUCUGAAGCAGAGCCAGCAUUUAACUCUGCCUAGGCUACCUCUCUUCCUGUUCCACAGUAACACUGCUUUAGAAUAGUGCAAAACUAGUUACGUCUAGCAAAGUCAGGAACCAUUUUUAUCAAAAAGUAUUGGCUCAUGCUGUGUAGGGUUAUGCCUUAAUGUCCACCAUCAACUAUAUUUGGAACACAUCAUAUUCAGUGAUGAAUAUGAGAAGGAAUAGGAAGGAAUGGAAGGGGAUAAAAAGAGUAAUGACUGGAUUUAUUUGGUUAGAAUGACACCAGUAUGGACUGGGAUGGACUAUGCAAUAAGAUGCAGACUCUGUAUUCCCUUAUGUUCUACAAAUAUAUAUCUAAAGCAUUAAAAUAAUUUUAGUUAUUUUUUA